AUGCUGGUAACGGAACGAGUUGAGAAGGUAGAUCAAAUUCUCAAAGAUGUGUGUAUUUUGGAGUCAACCUUGGCCCAACUCAAUGUUCAACAGAAAAUUCUGAAGGGUAAACUAAUUGCAUAUUUGCGUGUUAACCAGUUUGAAUUCCUUUCAGAACAACUCUAUGAACUUUUUCUUGAUUUCUUGCCGAGUGACUCUUCUGAACAAAACUCAAUCGGUAGUUGA
Rodentolepis nana is the source of this 225-nucleotide messenger RNA. The record is from the annotation of a GenBank genome assembly. Lineage: Eukaryota; Metazoa; Platyhelminthes; Cestoda; Cyclophyllidea; Hymenolepididae.